AUGACGAGAAUCAUGUGCUGUGCCAGUUGUGCUUCUUCAUUGGGUUCCAUGUGUGUAACGAAGGGGGAUGAGGUUUUCUUCUGCUGUCGCUCCCUACAAGUGUCAAGAAAUCACUCCUUGUCUCCAUGUUUGAACUCUCCAUGUCUCUCACAGGUCCAAUGGGCUCUCCAGGUGCUGCGGUCCGAAUUGCUCGCAGGUCUCAUCUUGGCGAUCAUCACUGGCGCUCACUGGACACUUACAGGCAUUGUUGGCCUUUGUGGAGUGGCCAAGUAUAGCAAGGUCUAUUUCAUCCUGCUCCAUUCCAUGAAGCGCAUGACUGGUGUUGCAGAUGCCUGGGGUCUCCUUAUGCUCAGUGGGCUCAUGCAGACGAACGGUGGCCGUGCUGCCAAGCCUCCUGCCCCAACACGGCAAGUGGCCAACGACAGUCACGAAGCGGCAUGGUCUGCCAAGGUUGCAGAGUUGGCCGGCCGCGGUGUGCGGCUGGGUGAUCUCCUGGACUUCUACCAGCAGCUUCUAGAAGGGGCCAUGCCAAGCUUUGAUCCACGCUACUCAACCACCAAUGAUGUGGCACGAGAAGCGGUGAUCCCCAUGUCGCGAGUGGGUCAGGACGGCUUCGCACUGGCCUCUAUAUGGAACCAACAGCAACCGCGUUUGGCGGAACGCAUGGUGACCCACAAUUGGGGAAAUCGCUUCUCUCACUUAGUUGCUGCCAUCAUUUCGGAUGCCACCGGCUGCGCUUAUUUCGCAGAUGUGGUGGCAUCUCUGGAGAAGUUGAAAGACUUCCAGACACUCAAGGCUUCCCUUGAGGACUCGGAGAAGAUCGAUACCACUUACUGGGUGUGUGUCUUCUCUGUGAACCAACACGCCAGCAUCUGUGGUGGCUUUGGCCCAGCACCCGAAAAGUCCCACUCCUCGCCGGGCGAGUUCGAGGCCUGGGAUGCCAAGCGACGCAACUCCGUGAGCGGCGACAUCUUCCCCUUAUGCCCCUGUGGCCGAAAGAAGUACUUCAACAACGAAGCGGCCUUGACGGAGCUCAACAAAUUCGAUGAUCUCAUGAGGUUUCUGGCUCGGGAAGUGCCAAACUUCGUUCAUGUCACCGUGGGUGAUGAGAACUUCGAGGUCUUCAAGCGAGCAUGGUGUGUGGCUGAGAUCGUAGAAGGAAGUGCGCUCAACAUCAGGCAGAAGUUACUGAUGCACUCCACUUCAUGUUUGGAUGACAAUUACGACAAGCUAAAGAGCUUGGAUAUCCGAGAUUGCGAAGCAUCCCGAGCUGAAGACAAGCAUCAAAUAUUGUCCAAGAUCGACGACAUCAAGGGCUUCAACGAAUACCUGGGAUGGCUGAUUUUCGAUGCAGAUGGCAUUUUCAGCGGAUUCCUUGAUGGAGAGGCCCGCUUGUCUUUGGUUGGGCGCUUGUCUGUGCGAGCAAGUCCCAGCAAAAACCUGGAUGACAUGAUGACAUUCUUCAGCUGA
Molecule: messenger RNA, 1470 nt
Organism: Durusdinium trenchii
Lineage: Eukaryota; Dinophyceae; Suessiales; Symbiodiniaceae
Source: the annotation of a GenBank genome assembly